Messenger RNA from Gekko japonicus, 1374 nucleotides. RefSeq names its product twist-related protein 2-like. Gene Ontology annotation, molecular function: protein dimerization activity; RNA polymerase II transcription regulatory region sequence-specific DNA binding; DNA-binding transcription factor activity, RNA polymerase II-specific. The transcript is spliced from 2 exons. Bases 154 to 723 code for a protein of 189 amino acids. The record is from RefSeq and is a predicted model, not a curated record. NCBI's taxonomy places the organism in Eukaryota, Metazoa, Chordata, Lepidosauria, Squamata, Gekkonidae. Gene Ontology annotation, biological process: developmental process; regulation of transcription by RNA polymerase II.
UCUUUAGCCCUAACGUAAGGAGGGGCGGUGAAUAAGCAGAUCUUUGAAGGCCGGGAAAGUUCAGAAAGCUCCUGAAGCCCCUGCAGUGCCCACUGCUGAAGAGUUCCAUCCCUGAGAGUCCUCGGCGUCAAAGCCUCAGGUUGUCUUGCUCGGAUGCACUGUGGCCUAUCCGGUCCACGUUCCGGCACCCGGCGAGAAGGGAGGGAAGCCAGUCUGCCGACGAUGAAAGAGGAAAGCAUGUGCCCAGAUUCACCGGAAGGCAGCCUGGUCACCAGCGAUGAAGAAAGCGAGAGGUUGCCCAAGAAGGGUCUUCGCAAGAGGAGCCAGCUGGGCAAGCCGCAGACUUCUUCGGCACCGCGGGAGUGCAGCACUCCUUCCCCACAGGGUAAGCGCAGCAAGCGUAGCCCCGUGCCACAGACCUUUGAGGACAUGCACACGCAGCGGGUGAUCGCCAACGUGCGGGAGCGCCAGCGCACCCAGUCACUGAACGACGCCUUUGCCGAACUCCGCAAAAUCAUCCCCACGCUGCCUUCCGACAAACUCAGCAAGAUCCAAACGCUCAAGCUGGCCGCCCGCUACAUCGACUUCCUCUACCAGGUCCUCCAGAGCGAUGAGCUGGACCACAAGAUCACCAGCUGCAACUACCUGGCCCACGAGAGGCUCAGCUAUGCCUUCUCAGUCUGGAGGAUGGAAGGGGCAUGGUCCAUGUCAGCAUCCCACUGAGAUCCGGUUGGAAGGUAUCCUCAGGAAGAAAGCCACCACGCGCCAUGGUUCUGCCUCAGACCAGAGCAGUGACGAGACGCCUAUCUUCCAGGUGCUUUCCCAUCACCAGCAAGAUGGAAAGGAGGCCCAACGUGGAUAUAGGAGUGGAGAGACUCCCACGCUUUCUUGCCAUGGCUUUGGGAAGCACGACGCCUCGUAGCAGUGACCUCAAUAGGCACGGACGACUUUGCUUGUAACAAGCCGAUCGCAAAAUGUCUACAGAACUCUUUCAGGAGCUAAUUUAUUUCCUUUUGAAUUUGCAGGUUUUAAGAAAAGUCUUUUUUUAAAAAAAUAGCUUUCCAUUUCCUAAGAGAGUUGGCUUUCUUCUCGGACUAACUUCGUUUCUUUGAGGAGAAGACCCCAAACCCACAAGGCCUUAAACUUUUUCAAAGUGAGCCGCUUCCUGCUCUAUAUUCCAGCCAGGGCUAAGUUUCUAAAAGCAGCAUAGCUGGAGAGCUUACUCAAAAUAUUACUUCGGAAGGCUGAUUCCCCCUUCUCCAUGAGGGUGAGGGCUGGUCCUGGUUACUUGGGCGAACGGAAGUGUAUUCUGCACAUGCUCAGGAACACAGCCUUUCAGAAUUAUCAUUUCAUAUUCCAGGGCUGGUAUUAAAA